Bactrocera oleae (olive fruit fly) is the source of this 1812-nucleotide messenger RNA. It is a transcript of the gene EloB, whose product is annotated as elongin B. Gene Ontology annotation, molecular function: protein binding. Gene Ontology annotation, cellular component: elongin complex; VCB complex. Gene Ontology annotation, biological process: transcription elongation by RNA polymerase II. The record is from RefSeq and is a predicted model, not a curated record. Lineage: Eukaryota; Metazoa; Arthropoda; Insecta; Diptera; Tephritidae.
ACAAACUAAAAAGUCCAUAGAUUAUUGCAUAAUAUACUACAAUCAUACUUAUUGUCAAAUCUAAUAGACAGUUUCUUAUUAAUAUUUUACACAGCUUAAAAAUCAAAGCAAUUACUACGAUUCCGUUUGGAAACGGUAAUUCAUUUUCUACACUUCCUUUAUGAAUUUGUAACUAAGUUCCACAAGCAAAUAUUUUUCCCACUGAACACACCGCACGGGAUAAAAUGCACAAUUUUGGUUUAGCAUUUUCGUUACUUCCUUUCGCUGACAUUCAUCAUUGUCCGUUUCGUGAACAUGCUCAUUUGCGCAAUGCUUGUCAGUGCUGUGAUUGACGUUUAGAUUUUGUGAGUUUUUCGGCUUUUAAGAAAAAAAUAAAAGAUCAGAAAGUGAAGAAGAAGACCAAAAAGAAGUUCUUUAUAUUUUUUAUACUCAUCCAAACCGCAGCGUGAUAUUAUUUAUUCUUCAUUGCGAGCGCUAAGCGUUCAAUGCAAAAGUAAGCGGUUUUAGCUGACGUGCAAACGAAAUUAAGAUCCGUGCAGGAUUUCGGCAUAUAAGCGUGCAGUUAAUUACUGAAUUGUUUGCCUGUGGAAGUGACCCUGAGUGCGAACUGUGUGGUAUAGUUGAAUACGUGCAGUGUGAAGUGCCGCCGCGUAGACGUUGAAGCAUUUAUCGGUGUUGAAACAGACAAGACAAGGUCGAACCGCUUGGUAGCGUACGAAAUUUAAUCAACCAACAAAUUGAUAUAUUUUACACCUGCGGUAAAAAGAAUAAAUUGCUCGAAAUGGAUGUGUUCCUUAUGAUUCGAAGACAUAAAACCACAAUUUUCACAGAUGCAAAAGAGAAUACAAGCGUCGCGGAACUGAAGCGGAUGAUUGAAGGCAUCUUAAAGGUGCGUCCCCAUGACCAGAAGCUAUAUAAUCAGGAUAAUGAGGUGAUGGAGGACGAGAACACCUUGCAGGAUUAUGGCAUACAGAUGUCAACGGCAAAGGCGCAAGCUCCGGCACAGUUAGGACUAGCAUUAAGAGACGAACAUGGCGAAUUCGAGCCUCUCGAAAUAACGCCAUAUUCAUCACCACCAGAUCUACCUGAAGUUAUGAAGAAUCAAGAGGCAGCUAACGGUCAAGAGCAAGUUGCAUAAAAUAACUCAGAAUAUGGAGAUAUCUACUACAACAACAACAGCAACAAUAAAAACGAUGUGGUAAACAACAGACCGGUCUUAAUUGAUACUACAUACAUACAUAACGGCACGCAGGAAAUGCUUAUUUUAAACAACAACAAUUAAAAUUAUAAACAAAAUCUUCUAAUAUUCAACUUCAGCAUUAAGUAAAUAAUUUUGUUAAAUGCUUUCUUAAAAAAAACAAGCACCUUGUUUUUGUUAAAUGCUAUCAUGUUAAAUAAUUUGAAGAGAUGUUACUAUGAAGCAAGACAACAAAACUUCCCAAACUUUAAUUAUUGCAAUUUUUUCGGAACUUAUUAUUUUCUUCUAAAUGCAAACAAUUUGGGUCAAGGUAUAUUUAAUUAUUUAAUUUAAAUUCUUUAUUGAAAAUAUGCAAAUGAAUAUAUAAUUUAAAAUUAUGAUUUUACCGUUGAUAGCGUAUAUUUGUGUCAAAAAAAUUUAAAAAAUUGUUUACGUUAUGAAAAAAAUUUGAUCAUUGUUUCCUUUACUUACAUAAUUUAUAAAUUAUUCAAAGUUAAAAAAAUAAGUUCAACCUUAACAUAUUCUUAAAAAAAAAAACAAAACUUCAUAUAAUGCUACUAGUAAACGGCUCAAAUUCGCGUGAAAUAAAAAUUUAACUGAGAGGCAACUACGGA